Messenger RNA from Cervus elaphus (red deer), 4358 nucleotides. It is a transcript of the gene ITPRIP, whose product is annotated as inositol 1,4,5-trisphosphate receptor interacting protein. The record is from RefSeq and is a predicted model, not a curated record. Lineage: Eukaryota; Metazoa; Chordata; Mammalia; Artiodactyla; Cervidae. Gene Ontology annotation, cellular component: membrane. Bases 268 to 2217 code for a protein of 649 amino acids. The transcript has 2 exons. Gene Ontology annotation, molecular function: protein kinase inhibitor activity.
CUGCCAAGUAAAGCAAACCUGUGCAGGGUGCAGUCCCAGGUCCAAGCCAGCCUUGCAAAAAGGCCUGGUGCACAGGUAGAAUUGCUGCCUUUCACCCCUCGUCUAUAGCAUAAUGGCUGUGCUUUUGAGUCCUCUCUCCAGCCUACAAGCCUGAAGUGGCUUUCAUUGUUUGCUAAUUCCCUGUGUGCUGCUGCUGCUGCUCCAGGCCAUCCUGCCCUCAUAUUUUCCACUUGUGGGUAACCGUAAAGUGGUAAGGCUGACUCUCCAAUGGAAAGAGUUUUGUUCAAGUGCCAUCCUCCAGCUCGGCAAUUUUCAAAGAUGCAGCAGUUUCAAGCUCCAACUUUCGGGUGGCAAGGAUCUGAACUUUUAACCUCAUGCCAUCAGCCCAGAAGUUGUCACCAAGAACGCCUCCCAGCUCCUGCAGCACGCAUGAGAGAAACAAAGACAGGGUGUGUGGGUGAACUUUUUAUCUGCGGGCAAAAAGUGGAGGAACUUCUGGUAGAGUCUUCUAGCAAAAUUGCCCACCUGAAAAGGAAAGUUGCCGCCAUGGCCCUGGGGCUCUUCCGGGUGUGCCUAGUGGUGGUGACGGCCAUCAUCAACCACCCGCUGCUGUUCCCGCGAGAGAACGCCACGGUCCCCGAGAACGAGGAGGAGAUCAUCCGCCAGAUGCAGGCGCACCAGGAGAAGCUGCAGCUGGAGCAGCUACGGCUGGAGGAGGAGAUGGCGCGGCUGGCGGCCGACAAGGAGGCCGAGAAGGAGGCACUGGAGCGGGUGGCGGAGGAGGGCCAGCAGCAGAAUGAGAACCGCACCGCCUGGGACCUGUGGAGCACUCUCUGCAUGAUCCUCUUCCUGGUGAUCGAGGUGUGGCGGCAAGACCACCAGGACGCGCCCUCACCCGAGUGCCUGGGCUCGGAUGAGGACGAGCUGCCCGACCUGCAGGGCGCCCCGCUCCGGGGCCUCACCCUGCCCAACAGGGCCACGCUCGACCACUUCUACGAGCGCUGCAUCCGGGGGGCCACGGCUGACGCCGCCCGCACCCGGGAGUUUGUGGAGGGCUUCGUGGAUGACUUGCUGGAAGCCCUGAGGAGCCUGUGCAGCCGGGACUCGGACAUGGAGGUGGAGGACUUCAUCGGUGUGGACAGCAUGUAUGAGAACUGGCAGGUGAACAAGCCUCUGCUGUGCGACCUCUUCGUGCCCUUCAUGCCCCCGGAGCCCUACCACUUCCACCCAGAGCUCUGGUGCUCCAGCCGCUCCGUGCCUUUGGAUCGUCAGGGCUAUGGCCAGAUCAAGGUGGUCCGGGCCGAUGAGGACACGCUGGGCUGUAUCUGCGGCAAGACCAAGCUUGGAGAAGACAUGCUGUGUCUCCUCCAUGGCAGGAACAAUGUGGUGCGCCGCGGCAGCAAGGUGGCAGACCCGCUGUGUGCCCCCGACUCCCCAUACCUGGACACCAUGCGCGUCAUGAAGUGGUUCCAGACUGCCCUCACCAGAGCCUGGCACCGCAUCGCCCACAAGUACGAAUUCGACCUGGCCUUUGGCCAGCUGGGCACCCCGGGGUCUCUCAAGAUCAGGUUCCGCUCGGGGAAGUCCAUGCCCUUCAAUCUCAUUCCCGUGAUCCAGUGUGACGACUCCGACCUCUACUUCGUCUCCCACCUUGCCCGGGAGCCCGGCGAGGGGACCCAGGCACCCAGCACCGAUUGGCUCCUGUCCUUCGCUGUCUACGAGCGCCACUUCCUCAGGGUAACUUCGAAGGCGCUGCCCGACGGCGCCUGCCACCUCAGCUGCUUGCAGAUCGCCUCCUUCCUGCUCUCAAAGCAGAGCCGCCUGACCGGUCCCAGCGGGUUGGGCAACUACCACCUGAAGACCGCCCUUCUGCACCUCUUGCUCGCCCGGCGGCCUGCCGAUUGGAAGGCCGAGCAGCUCGACGCUCGUCUCCAUGAGCUGCUGUGCUUCCUGGAGAAGAGCCUGCUAGAGAAGAAGCUCCAGCACUUUUUCAUCGGCAACCGCAAGGUGCCAGAGGCCAUGGGGCUCCCUGAGGCCGUGCGCAGGGCGGAGCCUCUCAACCUCUUCCGGCCCUUUGUCCUACAGCGAAGUCUCUACCGGAAGACAGUGGACUCCUUCUAUGAGAUGCUCAAGAAUGCCCCAGCACUCAUUAGCGAGUACUCCCUCCAUAUCACCUCAGACCAUGUCAGCCUGCCCCCCAAAACUGUCAUCUUGUAGAGCAUCCACGACACAGAGGGCCAGAUCGCAGGGCAUCCUAUGCGUUUACACCCCUGGGGGCAUCUGCAGGCCCUGUCCUGGGAAGACGGCAGGCUUUAUAGGGUGCCAUGGCUCAGCCUGUCAGGGAAGCCAAACCCUAUAACACAGAGGAAAUGGAAUUCCAAGCCAAAACUGGUUUGCUUUCAUGCCGUUGGGACUUGCCAGUUGAAGCUGUUGUCUGGGUUUAGGGACUGAUCCUCUGCAACUGACUUUUGGAUCACUCCCAAUGACAAAGAUGAUGAUAAAACUCUAUGGAUGCUGAGUUACGGGACAAUGCAAACGGCACAAACAACGAUUUGGGUGUGAUUCUUUUUAUAUCCCAGGUCCAAUCUUUACUUGAAUAUCAACAAAGGAUCUACAGGAAUGCUAACAGGAACCGGAGUUAAGAUCCUGCACCCUGAGUUUCCAGUAACCCUUGGCCGCAGGCAUCUGCAGCCAAACAGUGGGCAUCAAUAUGGGAAUUUGCAGCGUUCCAUCCAUAGCCCACACUAUAGGGAUCCCCACUGUGGCUGCCAUUUUUAUACUGUUUGGAGAAAAGACUCGGAGAGAUUUGCAGCCCGAGUGGCUAACGUCUCUGUUGUACAGAAGUGGGUACCUGGCAGAGAGAAGUUGAAGUUGGCCGUUGUUUCAGCUCCACAUCUCGCUCAAGGUGCACCCGUUUCUCUCUGCCCCUUCCCCUUGGAUGCUGCAUUUUGAACCCUGUAUGGGCCACAUACCAUGUGGGUGCAAGCUCAGUGGCUCCUCACCCUCAUCUGUCUCCACAGCUGGUCUCUCCAGCCACCAAUAUGUUGGGAGGUGGAGGCACUGAAGGUGGAAGAUGAGAGAGAAAGAAGGGCACUCACAGGGUGCCUGGGGUCAAGGGCAGAGCCUGGUACCUGGGGUGCUGGGGUCUGGCCUGAAGUCUGGCUUUCAGAGAAGAUGCCCAGUUCAGAGAAGAUCAUAGAGAUGAGGGAUGCCAUAGCCCUGGGUUUCCCUCAGGGUUCCAAUCUUAGAGCAAAGGGUGCCCAGAAGCAAGAUCUGUUGUGGAAGCCCAGCUCCACAUGUAGGCCCCACAUUCCCUUGGUUGGUCAUUCCAGUGGGGUUCCCUCAGUGCACAGAACCCCCCUUUCUGGAUGGGCUUUGCUGGCCACACAGAUGACCAACACCCGAAGAGCCUGACAGAGGCUUGCUUGACUGGGACACACGAAGACAGACUAUAGGCACAGCCCACAGGCCUCAGAGAGGGUACCUUGGCACUACUGGGCUGUGGUCCCUGGGCAGGCACUAGAGCCUGCGGUCAGAGUUGGCCUCCAUCUCCAGGCCUGGCUCACGGGGGCUUGAAGCCGCUCCCUCCUCUGUGGCUUCGCUAGCCCUCUGGGAGCUCUUCUCUUGGCAUCGCUUCAGUCACCCUGCAGAGGGCCAAGCAGAAAGCAAGGAUGAAUGCUCCUUCCCCAGCACACUCUCUCCAGGGCUGAAGCUGCCCAUACCUCCCAGACUCAUGCCUGAUUCCUUGGGGGUGUCAGGCUUACCAUGAAUGAAGAAAAGAUCCUGUCUCUGCCCCAGGAAUGCUCUCACCUAGCCUUGGAAAUUUCCAGAAGUUGGACAGUUUGCCUGACAGGGUUAAUUUGCAGUGGUUGGCUCAGCUGUGAUGAGGCAUUACAGACUGUAGGAAGCUUUCCACGUGAGCUGGGGUCAGACUGAGCAGUGCCUGGGCUUGCCCCUCCCCAGGCCCAUAUGGUCUCCAGCAAUAACCCUAAGUACCCAAUCUGUGGGGAUUCAUUUCCAGAGUUGGGGUGAAUUUCCUUAUUUAUUGUCACCCAUGCCUUUACUUUCCAAUCUUCAUCCUCAUCUGAUGUACUUUGAAGAGACCCCAGUGACCAAGAACCAAUCUCCUUAAGCCAAGAUCAAGCUUCAGUCUCCCCCAGCUUCUCCUUUGCUUCCAGGAGAAAAUUCACUGAAAAAUUACCUCCUGGCCUCUUGUUUAUACAGAGACAACAACUGAGCGGGGAAAUGGGGAUCUUUUAUGCACCAGAGCUGCUUCUGAAGCAGGAAGCAGCAGGACUCUUGGUGUUUCAUGCUGCCUUAUUUAUAUUAAAGGAAGAAUUAAAUUCUUGCAAGGAGUA